AUGACAAGUGCUAAACCCUAUAAAACAUUGCAAAGUGGAACAUUUUAUUUAAAUCGGAAAAGUCCGCUGUGGGUAUUGAAUGAUGAACAGCGCAAGGAUGCUGCAGUGCCUUUGAAAUCACCUCCCAAAGAAAAAUUAAAAUACGAUCACAUUAAACCAAUUUAUGUACGGCGUCAAAAUUCACGCCGUUCAUCAUAUUCGCCGCCAAAUCGCCACUUUCCCUACAAAGCCCAAAAACGUGUAACAUUAUAUACGAGACCAAAUUUACAUUUACCAAGAAAUUAUCUACCACACAACCGACAAAGGAUACCAGAAUUCAAACCCAUGCCACAAUUGCCGAAAUUCGACUCCAUACCCGGUCAGGAGAGUUUUGAUAGACCCGUACCCCUGUUCGUUUACACGGGCAAUAAGGGACGUAUGCUGUUCAAUACAAUGAUGAGUCGAUAUAAAUAUCCCAUGCAGGAGCCAGUACCGGGACAGACCUUACAUCCACCCAAAACUAUGAUGGUUAAAAAUAAGAGUCGCAAAGAGUCACAAUUUACCUCACCCUUUACUCCACAACCACCAGUUCUAAAUGUCUCCAUGAUACCAUUUUAUGCUUUUGAGGCGAUAAAUCCAACCACUACAACCACAGCCAGACCUCCACUAACUCCACAAUACCCCUCUACGAAAUCUUAUAAAAAAUCUAAGAAGUAUACCGCCUUCUUUGCACCCCAGGAUAUUUUAUCCCAACACUCAUUUGAUACCACCACAUCAUUACCGUUAACCCUAGAAAAACCCUUUGCCAAUCAUAGGCACUAUCUGGAAGAAUCACCCACCUCCACAACAUCUUUGCCUCACAAAAAACUCGAAGUCACCUAUAAUGAUGGUGAGGAUAAAUUUCGAAUAACCUAUGAAGAUGAAAAUGCCGAUGUAAAUCUUGAAAGACCAACUGAAUUUACAACAGUGGAACCCACACCAAAAUAUCAACCC
Messenger RNA from Musca vetustissima, 972 nucleotides. RefSeq lists its product as uncharacterized. The transcript has a single exon. The record is from RefSeq and is a predicted model, not a curated record. The annotation marks the transcript as partial. Lineage: Eukaryota; Metazoa; Arthropoda; Insecta; Diptera; Muscidae.